AUGCGAUGGUUGAUGGUUUUUGUGAUCGCCGUAGUGAUAAAUGGCUUAACUUCACAAAGACCAAGACCACGACCUAGACCUAAUCCUGGUGUCAGACCUCGUCCUGUGCAAAUCUACGUCGUUCCUGUGCCAGCGGUCCGUCCGCGACCUGCACCAAUUGUCGGCCCGUUACGGACAAUUCUUGGAGUAGCUGCCGCUGCUAAUGCUAUAACCCGACCACAACCAUAUAUUGCGUACUUACCGCCGCGACCAUACGUACCAUACGUACCAUACUACCCACCACCAUACUAUCCUUAUCGUAGACAAGAGGGUAUAAUUUAG
Molecule: messenger RNA, 321 nt
Organism: Cylicostephanus goldi
Lineage: Eukaryota; Metazoa; Nematoda; Chromadorea; Rhabditida; Strongylidae
Source: the annotation of a GenBank genome assembly